AUGUAUGUAUCUAUCCCCCCGUGCCACUACGGCAAGCCACCUGCAGCGAAGGGGGAGCUGUUCCCCCAAGAUAAGGCUCCCCCCUCCCUGGGGGAAUUUCCUCCCUUCCUCCUGGUUCCACGGGUCCGAGACAGUGUACCGGAGCAGCGUUCCACUUAUGCCACGGGAAACCUGUUUUUCAAGCCGGACUCGGAGACCCUGAAGGAAUCCCUCGCUACCUUUGACGAACUGGCUAGAGAGCUCGGCCUGCGCGUGCUGGGCUGGCGGGAUGUCCCCCACGACUCCACCCUGCUGGGCCCCGCCGCCCUGUCCCGCGAGCCCGUCAUCAUGCAGCCCUUUGUUGUGCUUCGCUCGGCCUAUGGCGAUGGGCCCACCCCCCUGAAGACGACGGACCCGGACCAGGACCCGGCGCAGUUCGAUGAGCUCACCUUCGAACGCCAGCUCUACUUCCUCCGAAAGCGCGCGACCCAUGUCCUGGGCCUUGCGAACUGGUUCUACGUCUGCUCCCUCAGCAACCGCAACAUCGUCUACAAGGGCCAGCUGGCCCCCGUCCAGGUUUACGAAUACUACCACGACCUGGUCUCCGUUGACUACGAGGCCCAUUUCGCCCUGGUCCACUCGAGAUUCUCGACAAACACCUUCCCGUCCUGGGACCGUGCUCAACCGCUCCGCUGGGCGGCUCACAAUGGAGAGAUCAACACUCUGCGCGGCAACAAGAACUGGAUGAGAGCCAGGGAAGGGGUCUUGCGAUCCGAAAUCUUCGGCGAUGACCUGGACUACCUCUACCCGAUCGUUGAGGACGGCGGUUCCGACUCCGCUGCCUUCGACAAUGUGCUCGAGCUGCUCACCAUGAACAGGGUUCUGUCCCUGCCGGAAGCGGUGAUGCUGAUGGUCCCGGAAGCGUGGCAGGAUAAUCCCGCCAUGGACCCCGCAAAGGCUGCUUUCUACGAAUGGGCCGCCUGCCAGAUGGAGCCUUGGGAUGGACCCGCGCUCUUCACCUUCUCCGACGGACGGUACUGUGGCGCGAACUUGGAUCGCAAUGGUCUUCGCCCCUGCCGAUACUACAUCACAGACGACGAUCGCAUCAUCUGCGCGUCGGAGGUCGGCACGAUUCCAUUCGAUCCAGAGCGCAUCGUUGAGAAGGGCCGUCUGCAGCCCGGCAAGAUGCUGCUUGAUGACACGGUGGCUGGAAGGAUCAUCGACGACACCGAGUUGAAAACGACCGUUGCCAGCCGCCAUGAUUUUAGAUCGUGGAUUGAAAGAGAGCUGCUUCGCCUUCCAGAAAUUCAAAAGGGCCUGCUCGAGAAAAACAUUGACCUAACCUAUACCCUGGACGAUUCUACGGUUCAGGGCGAUGUUAGACUCAAGGCAUUUGGCUAUUCCUACGAGCAAGUCAGUCUCAUUCUGGGGCCGAUGGCCGCCGAUUCCAAGGAGGCGCUUGGAUCCAUGGGCAACGAUGCGCCCCUUGCGUGUCUCGCUCAGCAGCCGCGGCUUCUGUAUGAGUAUUUCCGCCAGCUUUUCGCACAGGUCACCAACCCGCCCAUCGAUCCCAUUCGGGAGGCCAUCGUCAUGUCCCUAGAAUGCUACGUGGGUCCCCAGGGGAACCUCCUGGAGAUGGAUUCCUCGCAGUGCCAUCGCCUCCUUCUCACUUCGCCCAUUUUGUCACUGGACGAGUUCAGCACGAUCAAAAAUAUGGCGGCGGUCCAUGUCGACUGGUCCGUCAAAACUAUCGAUAUCACUUUCGAGAAAGCGAAGGGGAUUCAGGGCUACCUCGACGCUCUAGACGAGAUCUGCAACGCGGCAACCGAGGGUGUCCAGAACGGCGAUAAAGUCUUUAUACUUUCCGACAGGGCCACCUCUGCCGAUCGAGUCCCCGUCUCUUCCCUGCUUGCCACGGGCCUUGUCCACCACCAUCUCGUUCGAAACAAGUGGAGGUCGCUGGUUGCUUUGAUCGUCGAGACUGCUGAAGCGCGAGAGGUGCAUCACAUGUGCGUUCUUCUUGGGUAUGGCGCCGAUGGAAUCUGCCCGUACCUGGCUCUGGAAUGCAUUCUGAAAAUGAACCGUGAGAAUCUGAUCCGCAAGGCGCUCUCGGACGAGAAGAUCAUCGAAAACUACAAGUCGUCGGUGGACGGCGGCAUCCUCAAAGUCAUGAGCAAAAUGGGCAUCUCGACUCUUCAAAGCUACAAGGGCGCCCAGAUCUUCGAAGCGCUAGGGAUAGAUGAUAGCGUUAUUGACCUGUGCUUCGCGGGCACUGCGAGUCGGAUAAAAGGCAUGACCUUCGAGCAGAUCGCGCAGGAUGCGUUUGCCUUCCACGAGAAGGGCUUCCCGUCGCGAAUUAUCAGCGAGAUCCCUGGGCUGUCGGAAUCAGGCGAAUACCAUUGGCGCGAUGGCGGUGAACACCAUAUCAACGACCCCGUCAGCAUCGCCAACAUCCAGGAUGCCGUGCGCACCAAGAAUGACAGGUCGUAUGAGGCAUAUGCGCGCUCCGAACAUGAGCAGAUCAGGAACUGCACCUUGCGCGGGUUGCUCGAUUUUAAUUUCGAACACCGCACUGCUGUGCCGAUUGACCAAGUCGAGCCGUGGACUGAGAUCGUCCGCCGCUUUGUCACUGGCGCAAUGUCGUAUGGAUCCAUUUCCAUGGAGUCUCACUCCACUCUUGCCAUCGCAAUGAAUAGACUCGGCGGCAAGUCCAAUACGGGAGAAGGGGGUGAGAAUGCGGAGCGCAGCAAGGUUCUGGAGAACGGCGACACCAUGAGAUCCGCCAUCAAGCAGAUUGCCUCUGGCCGAUUCGGCGUUACGUCCCACUACCUUGCUGACGCCGAUGAGCUCCAAAUCAAAAUGGCCCAGGGCGCCAAACCCGGCGAGGGCGGAGAGCUUCCUGGCCACAAAGUGUCCGCCGAGAUCGGCAAGACCCGCCACUCAACCCCGGGCGUAGGCCUCAUUUCACCCCCACCACACCACGACAUCUACUCGAUCGAAGAUCUGAAACAGCUCAUCUACGACCUGAAGUGCUCGAAUCCCCGUUCGCGCGUCUCUGUCAAGCUUGUCUCUGAGGUUGGCGUCGGUAUUGUUGCCUCGGGCGUUGCAAAGGCCAAGGCGGAUCAUAUCUUGAUCUCGGGCCAUGACGGAGGCACCGGCGCGUCGCGGUGGACGGGAAUUAAGUACGCUGGGCUUCCGUGGGAACUCGGCCUGGCAGAGACUCACCAGACGCUGGUCCUCAACGAUCUUCGCGGCCGUGUCAUCGUCCAGACUGAUGGUCAGCUGCGGACGGGUCGGGAUGUAGCGAUGGCGUGUUUGCUGGGAGCAGAGGAAUGGGGCUUUGCGACGACUCCUCUCAUUGCCAUGGGCUGUGUUAUGAUGCGCAAGUGCCACUUAAAUACAUGUCCGGUUGGCAUUGCAACCCAGGACCCCUUGCUCCGACAAAAGUUCUCAGGGACCCCUGAACACGUUAUCAAUUUCUUCUACUACAUCGCCAACGAACUACGAGCGAUAAUGGCCAAAUUGGGUAUCCGCACCAUCAACGAGAUGGUAGGUCGUGCCGACCUGCUGAAGAUGCGGGAUGACCUCCCUUCGUCCAAAAUGGAAAAUAUCGAUCUCUCUCUCAUUCUCACACCGGCUCACUCCCUGCGCCCUGGCGUAGCGACGUACAAUGUCCGUAAACAAGACCAUCGCCUCCAUGUACGUUUGGACAACAAGCUCAUUGCCGAAUCCGAACUGGCGCUGGAAAAGGGCCUGCCGUGCCGCAUCGAGUGUGACGUUGUGAACACCGAUCGCGCCUUGGGCGCUACGCUUUCAUACCAGGUGAGUCGUCGCUACGGAGAGGCUGGUCUUCCUCAAGACACCAUCCACGCAAAUAUCAAGGGAUCCGCUGGUCAGUCCUUCGGCGCGUUCCUCGCGCCUGGCGUAACCCUCGAGCUUGAGGGUGAUGCCAAUGAUUAUGUCGGUAAAGGAUUGUCCGGCGGUCGUUUGAUCGUCUACCCUCCUCGCAGCGCCGUCUUUAAAUCCGAGGAGAACAUCCUCAUAGGAAACGUCUGCCUGUACGGCGCCACACGAGGUCACUGUUACUUCCGGGGUGUAGCUGCUGAGCGAUUUGCUGUGCGUAACUCGGGGGCUACGGCGGUCGUUGAAGGCGUCGGCGAUCACGGUUGCGAGUACAUGACGGGAGGCCGCGUUCUGAUUCUCGGACCGACUGGCCGGAAUUUCGCCGCUGGAAUGUCUGGCGGCAUCGCCUAUGUCCUCGACGUGAAUCAGGACUUCCACUCGAAAAUUAACAUGGAGAUGGUUGAGGUUUCUGGAGUGGAAGACCCAGCGGAGAUUGCCUUCUUGCGCGGGCUCAUCGAAGACCACCACCACUAUACCGGCUCCGAGCUUGCAGCCCGUCCUGCCGACGGAUUACAAGAGGGUACUUGA
Messenger RNA from Histoplasma mississippiense, 4410 nucleotides. RefSeq names its product ferredoxin-dependent glutamate synthase 1. The transcript has 6 exons. The coding region runs from base 1 to 4410 and encodes 1469 amino acids. NCBI's taxonomy places the organism in Eukaryota, Fungi, Ascomycota, Eurotiomycetes, Onygenales, Ajellomycetaceae. The record is from RefSeq and is a predicted model, not a curated record. Gene Ontology annotation, molecular function: glutamate synthase activity.